This is a messenger RNA of Formica exsecta, 1347 nucleotides long. Its product is annotated as Kv channel-interacting protein 2-like. The transcript is spliced from 4 exons. Lineage: Eukaryota; Metazoa; Arthropoda; Insecta; Hymenoptera; Formicidae. Gene Ontology annotation, molecular function: calcium ion binding. Bases 649 to 1347 code for a protein of 232 amino acids. The record is from RefSeq and is a predicted model, not a curated record.
GAAUGCUUCUAUAUUUCUUCUGAUUUACUCUCACAAAUUUUUGGCAAGAAAUUCCAGAAAUGUAUUCUCCAAAAAUGUGUUUACAAAAUUAUCGCUUUUCUUUUCCAAGAAUUAAUCUUGAAUGUUAGUAGACAAUGAGAGAAAACGCUAGUGUGACAAUGAAUUUCGGAUCAAGUUUUAGUUUUACUUUUCUCAAUUACAAAAUGAUAAGAGAUGAUUUGACGAAAAAUUGGUAUUAAGAUUUGUGUACAGCAAAUCCAAUAUUUAAGUGUAAAACAUACCCAAGAAUUAUUUUACUUAGCGAUUCAAACUACUAAUAAUUGCAAUGAUAGUAAAAUGUAAUUGCAUUUUGAAAAAAUUAAUCUGCUUCUUCGUUAGAAUCCAUCAAAAAAUGCUGUCGAAGAUGUGGAUGAUAUCCAGUGAGCUUAAGAUCGUCCGGACGCCGCUCAUACGUCGCUUCUCGUUGAGAUUUGCAAACAUGCCAAGCUAAAUCGUCUAAAUAUUUUGGCUACUGCAGGCUCCAUCAUCAAAACUGUUCCGUACAUCUGGCUGCAUCACGUACGUCAGUUCCGCUUCGCUCUUGAAAAGCAUUGAUCGCUGUCAAAUUGUUCCGACGUGUAUUCCUUGUAUCUUUUCGAGUUUUUUAGAAUGUCAAAUUUUAACAGCAUGGAUGGCAAAGAUAACUGUAAGUCUUUUUGCCGAUCAAGCUUUUCGAUAAAGAUGCAAAAUAGUCUAAGAAAAAUGAGAAAAAGCAUUCAAAAAAUUACUGAGAGUAUUCAGGAAGAGGAUAAGCAUUCGAUGUACAUCUUCCCUGAGCAACUGUCAAUUCUAACUUGGCGCACCGGCUUCUCCAAAAAUGAGAUUCGCAGAUUGUAUCGCGCCUUCAAACAGUUAUGUCCCAGGGGAUGUGUGAUGACUGGCGAUUUGAUGUCCGCGUACACUAAGUUGUUCCCGCUAGGAGAUUCGGCCAGAUACGCGCAGAUCCUGUUCAAUAGUUUCGAUAGGGAUGGUGAUGGUAUUGUUAGCUUCAGCGAUCUUCUCGGAGCUAUGACAUUGAUCAUCAAUGGUAACGUGGACCAAAAACUCUCCUGGAUAUUCAGGUUGUACGAUCAAAAUGGGGACGGUUGCAUCACGAGACGAGAGAUGCUGAUCAUAAUAUCCGCGAUUUACGAGAUGGCGCAGGACGCGCAAAUUAUUCAGCAUGUAGUAGAUAGCCAAGUGGACAGAUUUUUUGAAAAGAUGGACGCAAAUAAAGAUGGUGUGGUCUCCAGAGAAGAAUUUAUGAGCGGUUGCAAAAAUGAUACUAUUAUAUACAACCAGUUAUUUUCAUUUAAUAAAAUUUGGUGA